ACUGAACACAACCAAUCGCCAUUCACCAUUAUACGCCGUUUCGCAAUUCGACAAAAAAGAAAACGUAAAUACGGAUAUUUCAAGAGAAUAUAAAAAAUUUCAUCAAAAUGUCAGGUUUAAUCGACAAAAGAAAAAGAAGUCGCGAAGAUGACAUCUGUGAUUCAACGCCAUUGUCCAAACGGAUCAAUCAGCUGCAUUUGACAAAUUUGGACGAGCCCCAGCAGGCAAUACAACAACUACAUUUUAAUGACCCCACCAAACAAGUUGAUUUGGCACAGGCAUACAACAGUAAUCACAUAAAUAACAGAGCUUUAAAUAUGCAUUUGCAUAAUAAGCAUGAUAUGUCCGCUGCUGGGCAUCAACAUCAGAUGCAUUUACAGCAUCCUUAUGCACCCGAGCUGAACGAGGCUGAGAAUCCAUUCUAUUAUAUUAAAAAUAAGUUGUUGUAUGAAUUGCACUUUGAACGGCUUAAGCGAUGUGUUGUGUAAAGCGAUAAGCGAGAAUCCAAGAAAAGGUUACAAUCGGAACGGAAUGCGCAUAUGAGUACGACCAGUGCAUAAAGGCAAGCUUAUAAAAGCUAACGCAACAGGCAUAUAUUUUCUAAUUUAAUAAUAACUAAGUAUACCAUGUAAGACAGCAUAUAUAUGCAAUAAUGUACUUAGUCCCUAAGUUAUUUUUGGCUACCCUACCAUCAAUGUGUAAGGUUUUUGGGCACACACCUUCACACAUACAUACAUAAACUCCUGCAUAAGCAUAACAAAUGAGUGUAUAUAAAACCCCAUUUAAGGCUUUAAAUUGCCACAAUAGAGGUUAGCCUUAAUUACGCGAAUUGUAAGCCUAAAUUAAAAGAGCUUAAGUUAUUAUAAAAGCCAAAUACUAAUUGUUUGUAAAAAUGCUCUUGAAAAACAAUAAAUUCUUUUUGUUUGUGAACACCUGAAA
Rhagoletis pomonella (apple maggot) is the source of this 939-nucleotide messenger RNA. RefSeq lists its product as uncharacterized. NCBI's taxonomy places the organism in Eukaryota, Metazoa, Arthropoda, Insecta, Diptera, Tephritidae. The coding region runs from base 108 to 488 and encodes 126 amino acids. The record is from RefSeq and is a predicted model, not a curated record. The transcript is spliced from 2 exons.